CUCCAAUAUAGCUUACGUGGAAAAUGCGUGACACCUUGGCCUGCAGUACACUAUCGUGGCAAGAUCUCGUUGGUUCAGUGACGCCAAAAGUGAAAUUAACUGAUUCAUUCAAGACGACCGAGUCCAACUUUCCAUGUAACAUAGAAGUAGAGUAGAUUCAGUGAAAAUUCAAAGAGAACAAUUUUGAGAGAAAUUAAAAAAAAAAAAAAAUUGCAGAGAAACAGAGCGGCGGCCAUGGCAGCUCGCAAGAGAACUUCAGCAACCACAGCAGCAGGAACAGACACAAAGCCAAGUCCUCCUCAAACCCAAGAAACAAACACCCAAAUCGACCCACCAAUCUCUCCGCCAAAGAAAGGCAUAAUCCUUAAGUUCUGUAUUUUCUUUUCAAUUCCAUACUUUUACCUUCUUUACCAACACUAUAAGAUUGAGGAAGACCUCAAGAGAUCCAUCCUUGUCAAUGCUGCCCUUAGCGUUGCCGGCUUCUUCGUUACUCUGAGAAUGAUUCCUGUUGCGUCUAGAUAUGUUCUGAAACGUGGUUUAUUUGGAUUUGAUAUCAACAAGAAGGGAACCCAUGAAGGCACUGUUAAAGUGCCUGAGUCAUUGGGAAUUGUUGUAGGCAUUGUUUUCUUGGUCUUGGCUAUCUUGUUCCAGUAUUUUAACUUCACAGCAGAUUCAAAUUGGCUUGUUGAGUACAAUGCAGCCUUAGCAUCUAUCUGCUUCAUGAUUUUACUUGGAUUCGUAGAUGAUGUCCUGGAUGUCCCUUGGAGAGUGAAACUAAUACUGCCGUCAAUUGCUGCUCUUCCAUUGUUGAUGGCCUAUGCUGGGAACACAACUAUCAUCAUUCCCAAGCCUCUUGUUUCAUAUGUUGGGCAAGAGGUGUUGGAUCUAGGAUGGGUGUACAAAUUGUAUAUGGGACUUUUGGCAGUUUUCUGCACAAAUUCCAUUAACAUUCACGCUGGUUUGAAUGGCCUUGAAGUUGGGCAAACAGUUGUCAUUGCAUCGGCUAUUUUGAUACAUAAUUUAAUGCAAAUAGGAGCAUCUUCAGAUCCUGAGUAUAAACAAGCUCAUGCUUUCUCUAUUUAUCUUGUACAACCCUUACUGGCCACUUCCUUGGCUUUACUUUCUUACAACUGGUAUCCUUCUUCAGUUUUUGUUGGGGAUACAUACACAUACUUUGCUGGAAUGACCAUGGCUGUAGUUGGGAUUCUUGGACAUUAUAGUGAAACACUCUUGAUUUUCUUUCUUCCUCAAGUGUUAAACUUUCUCUUGUCACUUCCUCAGCUUUCUGGCUAUGUCAAAUGUCCCCGACAUCGUCUUCCAAGGUUCAAUCCUGAGACUGGACUACUUACUGGGACACGUGAUGGGACACUCGUUAACUUUUACUUGAGAAUAUUUGGGCCGAAAUCAGAAAAGUUGCUCUGUAUCCACCUUCUUCUUGUUCAGGUUGAUCAAGAAGGAUAAGAGAGGUUUGAAAGGGCUGCUGGCUGUGGUUAUUGGCAAUUUGAAACUGACCAGGACUUCUAGAGUUCAGCCUCUUGCGUCUCACAAAGAAUGUUUUCAGCAAGGAAACAAGCUUAUGCCAUGCUAAUUAUGGAAUCUUGGUCAUGCACGAAUUUUCUUCUACAAAGUUCAAAGAUUAUGUUGUGGGUUAAGAAUCAGACACGCUUGAAAAUUUGAAGCCCAAAAGUAAAGUCAUAUAGAUCGAUGAUAAUGACGAUGGCUGUUGCGGGCCAAUUAUUUGCAGUUGGAUUGUGGACUUCUAAAUCAGGGUUAAGGUUUGAAUACCAUCAGAUUCGGAUGAAUGAAGCAGAUAUUCAUAAGACAGCCUUCUAAACACAUAAAGGGCAUUAUGAGUUUCUAGUUAUGCCAUUUGGUUUCACUAAUGUACUUUCCACCUUUUAAAGCCUCAUGAAUUGUAUUUUUAAGGCAUAUUUGAAAAAUUUUGUUUUAGUAUUUUUUGAUGACAUCCUCUUUUAUUCUACUGAUUUGAGUAGUCAUGUGAUAUAUUUGAAGAAGGUUUUUGAGAUUUCAAAAUCAAACAAGUUGUUUCUCAAACGCAGCAAAUGUGAGUUUGGGGCUACUGAAGUGGAAUGCUUAGGCCAUAUGAUUUCUGAAAAAAGAGUAAAGAUGGACAAGCAGAAAGUUUCAAAAACAUCGGAUUGGCCACCACCUAAGUCUCCUAAGGAAUAGAGGAUUCUUGGGUCUUACAGGUUAUAAUAGGGCUUUUGAAGUUUGAAGAUGGCCAUUACCAUUGCCUCAAUACAGUGUCAUGAAAUCAUUACUCUCUUUUAACAAAAUUAAGAUCGCUAGUCGUCCAAUGCCAAUACUUAUAGACCCAAAAACCUUUUUUUUUCUAUCCAAUAUGGGAUCAAUACGCCUUACUUAUUUUUUUGAACGCUUGAUAUGAUAGUCUCCCCAACUCUGUCUCACGACGCUCUUAUCACUGCUAUCACCCUGCCUGCUCCUCUUUGGAAUGCUUGACGUAGUUAGACUUUACUACCAUGCUUUACCUCAACACCUUAUUAAGUAACCAGACUGGCCCACUCUGUUUACUCCCACUUGGUCAUUGGACGUGAAAUUGGAUUGAAUCAAGGGUUGACUCUAAUAUCAUUUAUUACGUAGCCAUUACUUUCUCUCUGUGCAAAACCGGUUUUAUUAAAAAGUAUGGUGCCAACGUUUAUCUGCCUAAGGAACCUCAAUUUCCUAUAUG
Durio zibethinus is the source of this 2710-nucleotide messenger RNA. RefSeq lists its product as uncharacterized. Gene Ontology annotation, molecular function: UDP-N-acetylglucosamine-dolichyl-phosphate N-acetylglucosaminephosphotransferase activity. The record is from RefSeq and is a predicted model, not a curated record. Gene Ontology annotation, cellular component: membrane. NCBI's taxonomy places the organism in Eukaryota, Viridiplantae, Streptophyta, Magnoliopsida, Malvales, Malvaceae. Gene Ontology annotation, biological process: dolichol-linked oligosaccharide biosynthetic process.